AUGUACUGGCAGAAGUCAUUGCGUAUGCCAACUAUUGCAGACUGUAUGCCUAGAGACAGGUUCUUCACUCUCAGAACAGCACUGCAUGUUGUGGACACUAACAACAUUCCAUGUGAAUCAGAAACUAAUAGAUUGUGGAAACUACAACCUGCAAUUAAUGUUGUACGCAGUGCUUGUUUGAGACAUCCACGCCCCUCUGAAAAUGAUUAUUCCAUUGAUGAGCAAAUGGUACCAUUUACUGGACGCUGCACAUUGUCUCAGUAUGUUCCAAACAAACCGCGCCCUUUGGGAAUUAAAAACUUUGUUUUUGCAACAACGAAAGGUUUAGCACUUGAUUUUGAAUUUUAUCAAGGUAAAUCAACUCCUCCGCCAGAUGUUGGCCUUGGUCUUGGGCCAUCUGUAAUUCUUCGCCUUGCUCAAACAUUACCUCAAGGUGCAAGACUAUAUUUUGACAGAUAUUUUACAGCUUUGCCAUUGUUGCAACAGUUACUUGACCUAGGGCUGGAAGGAACAGGAACCAUAAUGAAAAACAGAGUGAAAUAA
Molecule: messenger RNA, 543 nt
Organism: Schistocerca serialis cubense
Lineage: Eukaryota; Metazoa; Arthropoda; Insecta; Orthoptera; Acrididae
Product: piggyBac transposable element-derived protein 3-like
Exons: 1
Coding region: 1-543 (180 amino acids)
Source: RefSeq, a predicted model, not a curated record